GUUUUCAGCGAGUUGAGAGUUUGGUACGAUGUUACACGUGAGACACAAGAAACAGAUCCCAGUGUGACUUCACUUCUUCAAAGGGUCCCGUGCAGUGUGUCCAGCCAGCUGAAGCAGCACCGCCCCGUACACACUGAUUUGCACUGCCCUCCUGUCCUUACUUUUCUGCGGCAGUCCAGCCCCUCUUGAGGGAGGAGAGGACUGAUUAACCUCUAGUUUUACUGCGUUGACAUGUUUCACAAGGAUCAGAAGCUCCGAGAUCGCCUCACGCCAUCAUUUCAUGGAUGCACCCAGAGAGAUUCUCCCCACCCUCCCCCCUGGCUUCUCCCAACUUUAGUUUUCUCAGUCCUCACAAGGCAAUUCCCUUAUGGUUUUUGAUACUCUAUAUCGCUCUUCAUGGGUGAGCAUCUUCUUUUUUAGUAUUUAAGAGUAUUUCUUGGUGCAAAUUCAACUUGGUUUGUCAAGAUGCAGCUCCGAACGGUCCUUGACGUUAAUGUUGUGGACGUGCAGAAGAGACGGAAUCCAUCCAAACACUAUGUGUACCUCAUCAACGUCGCUUACUCAGACUCCACUUCCCAUGUCAUCUACAGGAGAUACAGCAAAUUCUUUGACCUACAGAUGCGAAUCCUCGACAAAUUCCCAAUUGAAGGAGGACAGAAGGACCCGAAAAAGAGGAUUAUUCCUUUUUUGCCAGGUAAAGUCUUGUUUCGCAGAAGUCACAUAAGAGAUGUAGCCGUCAGAAGGCUGAAGCACCUGGAUAAUUACUGCAAAGCUUUGAUGAAGCUUCCCUCCCACAUAUCCCAAAGUGAGGAGGUCCUUAAGUUCUUUGAGACCAAGUUAGAGGACCUCAACCCUCCCACAGAUGACUGUGGAGGCUCCGGAAAACGUAAAUCAGGUCUUGAUGCUUCGGAUCCCAUGCUCCUGGAACAGUACGUGGUGGUGGCCAGUUAUGAGAAACAAGAGCCUGCAGAAAUCAGCCUUCAAGCGGGUGAGGUGGUCGACGUCAUUGAAAAGAGCGAGAGUGGUUGGUGGUUUGUAAGCACUGCAGAGGAGCAGGGUUGGGUCCCUGCUACCUAUCUCAACUCCCACAGUGGCACACGGGAUGACUUAGAGCUGGGCGCCUCUAAAGCUGGGGAAGUUACUAAGCGGCAUAAGGCUCAUCUGAAGAGGCUGGACCGGAGAUGGACGUUGGGGGGUGUCAUCAGCAGGCAGCAGAGCCGAGAAGAGAAGUACGUAACAGUGCAACCCUACACCAGCCAGGGCAAGGAUGAGAUUACUUUCGAGAAAGGAGUCAUUGUGGAGGUGAUUCAGAAGAACUUGGAAGGCUGGUGGUUUAUCAGGUACCAGGAUAAAGAGGGCUGGGCUCCGGCCUCUUACCUGAAGAAGCUGAAGGAAGACUUCUCUCCCCGUAAGAAGACUGUGACAGGCCCAGUGGAGAUCAUUGGAAACAUCAUGGAGAUCAGUAACCUGCUUAACAAGAAAGCCUUGAGUGAGAAAGAUGUGCAGACUGAAGGUGUCUCAGAGAGCCCCCAGGUUGCCAGGAAGGAGAUCAGCUUGCCAAUCCCUUGUGCUGACUCAAGCCCUGUUAAUACCCCACAGGAUGGAAAAAGUAAAGCAGAGCCUGCCUCACCAGCUGUAGCCCGUAUCGCCCCUCAUCGCGUGGAAAUUGGUUCCCCAGUUCUCAGGCAAAAACCUCCUCCUCGAAGAGAUGCAACCCUGGGAUUUCAGUUGCCCUCCCCACCAGAGCCCCCUACAGUUGAAGCAGAGUAUUACACCAUUGCAGAUUUCCAGUCCUGUAUAUCUGAUGGUAUCACUUUCAAUGGAGGACAGAAAGCAGAGGUCAUUGAGAAGAACUCUGGUGGGUGGUGGUAUGUCCAGAUAGGAGAGAAGGAGGGCUGGGCUCCCUGCUCCUACAUUGACAAACGUAAAAAGCCCAACCUGAAUCGUAGAACAAGCACUCUGUGCCGCCCAAAAAUUCCACCGCCAGCACCGCCUGUCAAAAAACAAGACUCAGCGGAGACUGCACCUCCCAGCAGCCCUGGGUCUGAAGCUCCAGAGUCCCCCGUGUCUCCUGGGAGGCCGGUGUAUGAAGAGCCAGAAUAUGAUGUCCCUGCCAUUGGCGAUCUGGAUAUGGAGUCUGAGUUUGAGUUUCUGAGGGGAGAAGGGUCCUUGGUGGAUGGAAAGCAUGAGGACACUUCCUCCGAGAAGGGAUCCCACCUGUCCUCCAAGCCUUCUCCGGCUUCGUCACUCCACAGUGCCUCUUUCAAGAUGGGUGAGUCAUUUGAAGAUGGCCAUGAGGCAGAGGGGGAGGCAGAGGGAGAGGAAGAGUGUAUCUAUGAGAAUGACGGCUUCCGGCCCUUCAGGGAGACACCAGAGAGGCAGUGCAGCAGGGACUCAAAUUCCUCCAAGACAAGUGUCUUGUCAGAAACUGGCAGGACUGCAAACCCAACAUCAGGUGGAUGGAGACCUGCAGGUAACAAGUUCAAGAUCGACUUGAAUGGGAGCACAUUUUCAACCAAAGCAGAGGAGGCAUCCAGUCCUAAAUCUGCUUCCACUGAGUCCACCCCAGAUCUGUCCAGAACUAAAAAAGACCAAGAGGAAAGCAAGGCAUCCUCUUCCACCAAGUCUUCCUCUAAACUAAAGCCAGUGGUGAGGCCUAAACCACAACUAGCCAAGGCAUCCAGUGCAGAGAAGAUGGACAUCAGCACUUUGAGAAGACAACUACGGCCAACAGGGCAGCUGAAAAACGGCACCAAAACUAAAGGUGAGGACUCUGAGACAGCUUCAGUCAUCUCUUCAGAAGACUCCUUCUCCUCUCAGAGCACAUCCGAUCUUUCCUCCAUCUAUUCUAAAGGCAGCAGGGGAGACUCUGACCUGGAAGGCUGCAGUUUGUAUCGCACCACAGAUCCCUAUGAGAAAGUCCAAGAGUCUGAGCUCAGCUUCCCUGCUGGAGUGGAAGUGGAAGUAGUGGAGAAGCAGGAGAGUGGCUGGUGGUAUGUCCGCUGGGGAGAUGCAGAGGGCUGGGCUCCAACUUACUACCUGGAGCCCGUCAGGCAACAAGAUGACAUGGCAGGGUCCGAAUCUGAUGGCACCCCAACUAAACCUGGAAGCCUCAGCAAGUCCAACAGCCUGGAGAAAAAUGAGCAAAGGGUGCAGGCAUUGAACAACAUCAACCAAAACCUAAAGAAGGUCACCCCACCCAUCCCCUCCAAGCCUCCAGGUGGCCUCUCCAAACCUACCGGCUUAUUUGGUUCACGGAAGCAGAAUAGCACCAAACAGCAGCAGGUUGUCAGACCUCAGUCUGUCUUCAUAUCAGCCCCGAUCAGGGAUGGUCCCAGCCCUGUUGGCUCUCUCAGGAGAAACGAGUCCCUCAACUCCACGGACCACCCUCGUGCCAGCCCCACAGUGCGACGCAAUGCCUCCUUCAGCACUGUUCCACGUAGCCUGGUGCCAAACAACAUAGCACUACCCAACAGGAACAGAUCCGGUACCGGUAGCUCUGAAUCCAUUGGCCUCAGCUCUCAAAAGAAUGUCCUCCCUGUAUCCACAGUGAAACCUAAGCCCCACAUCAUCCACAACAACCUCAGAGAGGUGUAUGUCUCCAUAGCAGAUUACCAUGGAGACGAGGAGACCAUGGGAUUUCCUGAGGGGACGAGUCUGGAGGUCCUGGAAAGAAACCCUAAUGGAUGGUGGUACUGCAAGAUUCUAGACAAUGGCAGACCAAGGAAAGGAUGGGUUCCCUCAAAUUACCUCGAGAGAAAGCACUAGCGCUCAUGUGUGGAGCUGGCAGAACUCUGAACAUGCGUGUAAAGACUACUCAAACAGAUGCAUUUAUUUUGUGAAAAAGGCUAACCCUAAGAUGUUAAGCAAGGAUUGAAAUCUUACCCGGUACCUUCUCCAAAACGAGCAGCCAGAUCAAAUUGUGACUUUGAAAUGAAAUGAGACAUCUGGUAAAAUGAGUAUACAUGAUACAGUGCCUGAGACAUUACAUUAGGAGCAAUAUAUUGGGACUUAAUGACACAGCCAAAGAGAACACCAGAGAGAGGAAGAAUGAUUUUAAUGAUAUUCUUUACCUUUAACUUGAACUAAGAUGUCAUUUUGUGUCCACUCCUUGAACCUUUCUCUGUAAGUUUAUAAUGUAAUUUUUAAAAACUUUUUAAGCAUUUAAAGCUUACUGCAUGUUUGAAAUGAUUCAUUAUAUUGACGAUGCCUUGAGAUGUUGAAGUAAAAACCUUUUCUCCUCCUUUCCGUAAAGAAAAUCUCAGUUGUUGCCAAAGCUGCUUUGUGUUGGUCUCAUCUUGGUGCUGUCUGUUUGCAUGUUUUUUUUAUAUCUCUUUAUACUGUAUGUCACCUUUUAUGUGAAAUAUUUUAUCCAUUUAAUUAUGUAAUAUUGUCCUAACAAAACAAUUUGUGAGCAUCUCUGAUUAUCACAGUAUUUUCUUACCCUUAAAUGUAAAAACAAUCCCUGACGAUCUUAAAAUGUUUUUUUGUUUUAAUUUCAGAGGGUAAUUGUCAAAACUUAAAACUUCCCUAACGUCAGUGAAAAUUAUAUUUAUUCAUUACUUAAAAAUCAUAUUAUUACUUAUUUUAUUAUUAUUGUAAGAAAUUUACUGAUGAAAAAAAAAUCACAACCGCUUAAACAUUUCUAAGAACUGCUCUAUUAAUUAUGAUAACAUUUUGAAUUUCUGCUGGGCAGUAAAUUUGACAUAACUCUUCAGCUGCAGUAGUACUGGGAUGCUCACUUUUGUUUUAUGUUAACUGUGUGACCAGUGAUGAUAACUGAAGUGCCAACAGAAUGAAUUAAAUAAAUGCACUUUUGAACAAUCA
This is a messenger RNA of Siniperca chuatsi (mandarin fish), 4827 nucleotides long. RefSeq names its product SH3 and PX domain-containing protein 2A-like. NCBI's taxonomy places the organism in Eukaryota, Metazoa, Chordata, Actinopteri, Centrarchiformes, Sinipercidae. Gene Ontology annotation, biological process: superoxide anion generation. The record is from RefSeq and is a predicted model, not a curated record. The coding region runs from base 466 to 3768 and encodes 1100 amino acids. The transcript is spliced from 14 exons. Gene Ontology annotation, molecular function: superoxide-generating NADPH oxidase activator activity; protein binding; phosphatidylinositol binding.